AUGGACUCAUCAAGUGCUUCCUCAUCCUCCACAACAUUCUUAUUACCAGACAGCCCGCCUCCGGAGAGGAAGAUGAACUUCUGGGAGCAGCAGAAGCAACAGCAGCAGAAGCGCCGCAGCACGGCUGCUACCUCGGCUGUUGCCUCCACCUCUGCUGCUGCCACCUCCUCCUCCUCCUCAGAUCCCUUGAAGAAACAAGGGAUCUUUGUACGUGAGGAGGAUGAGGAGGAUUCCUCCAUCAUCAUCCCAGACAGCAGCCCUCUCCCGCAAGCUACUUGGGCGCCGCGCCGAGCGACGCUAACAUCAGUGCCUGCCGCCGCCGCCGCCCCCAAGCAGUCAGUUAAGCGGAGGUUGUUUGUCGACGACGAUGAGGAGCCCUCCAACGUCCUCACUCAAUCGAAGAAACGAGUGCAGCUACAGGAGUCGCAAGACAGCUCAAUAAUGUCUCUGUUACGGGAGACGGAGGAGGGGGAGGAGGAGGAUGAAUUGGACAGGGAGACAGACGACUUCAUUCGGAUCAUAAAUUCUAGAUGUGAAAAGCCCUGGACACCUCUCCGGGAAUUGGAGGAGGGGUUACCAUACCCCAUCAUGGACGUCCGGGAGGCGUCCAACCAACAUGGACGUCGCAUCAUCUUAAAACUACACACUCCCGGAAUGAGGUCGACUGAGGUUUAUCUUCCGGAACGGUUUUCCGAAAUUGUAUCCUCAAACAAUGUUGAGAAGUUCAAAAAGAACUGCACAAAAUCUUGCCUUUUAGUCAAACAUGUUAAUCCUAGGUGGUCCGACAUAUAG
Messenger RNA from Nilaparvata lugens (brown planthopper), 792 nucleotides. RefSeq lists its product as uncharacterized. The record is from RefSeq and is a predicted model, not a curated record. Lineage: Eukaryota; Metazoa; Arthropoda; Insecta; Hemiptera; Delphacidae. The transcript is spliced from 2 exons. Bases 1 to 792 code for a protein of 263 amino acids.